AUGACGACAGCGGGCUGGAGCCAGGUGCGCACGGACGAGAUCCUUGUGCCCGUUAUCCGGGACAUAAAUCGGGCGGAAAAGGAAUUUAAUCGAUUGCGACAGGAAGCCCGGGCUGGCCAUGAAUCAGGUGCUGUGCAGGAUCCGGUGGAGGAACUGCCCACCUCGUCUCAGCGUGACAAGCGAGGGACCCGUCAGAAGGACACCGAAGGCGGCAGCAAGAAGCGAAACUCUGGAAAUCAGAGAGUUCACCCAAUAACCAACUACACCAUCCGGCCAUGA
This is a messenger RNA of Penicillium alfredii, 279 nucleotides long. RefSeq lists its product as uncharacterized. The coding region runs from base 1 to 279 and encodes 92 amino acids. NCBI's taxonomy places the organism in Eukaryota, Fungi, Ascomycota, Eurotiomycetes, Eurotiales, Aspergillaceae. The record is from RefSeq and is a predicted model, not a curated record. The transcript has a single exon.